AUGUGCAUAGUUAAUGAGCAGCUGCUAACCCUGCCGUAUCCCAUCCAGUCGAAGUCACACGAGGGUGCCUUGCGUUUGCCGCACUUCUCGCUGAGCGCGGACAUCAGCCCACGGCUAAUUUGUAUUGAAAUUUUCGUAUGCGGCAAUGGUGUCUGGAAGGAAUUUGUGGCCGCUGACUGCGGCGGGCUGCGUUCGCGGCGAACGGUGUUCUCCGGCGUUUUCGCGUCGGUAACCGUAAUCCGGCACACAAUUAAUCUUCGUGUGGACCCUCAGGAGGUGGCCGGCGCGGGCGAGUUUGCGGCGAUGGCCCCGAUUUGUACGCCGGUCGCCCCCGGGACGUGUUCAUCAUAUGAUAAUCCCUUAUCGGUUAAUCUCGCGGCCACG
Iphiclides podalirius (scarce swallowtail) is the source of this 384-nucleotide messenger RNA. The record is from the annotation of a GenBank genome assembly. NCBI's taxonomy places the organism in Eukaryota, Metazoa, Arthropoda, Insecta, Lepidoptera, Papilionidae.